AUGGCACCAAAAUCAUCAUCCUCAGGCACGAAGAAGAAGUCUACAAGUUCCUCGAGUUCAGAUGGGACAAAAGCUCCAAAAUUUAAGCUACCUUCAGAAUUCAUUGCAAGACCGAAUGUCAUAAAGAACGGUAAUAACAAAGAUCUUGCAACAGUAAUAGUUCAUCCAGAUGUCUUAAAAGAGUUGGAGAUCAAUUUCGGGUCUAUGUGUAUUGUAUCGAAAAUUGGUAAUAAUGGAAUUGUUGCUAUUGCUAAGGCAGGUGAUGAAAAGACUCAUCCAUUGAACGUGCUAAAAUUAACUACUACAUUAAGAGCGGUUGGUAACAUCAUAUUAGGUGAUAGAUUAGAGAUUAGAAAGAUCGUAAGCCAACCUACUUAUGCUACUUCUGUUACUGUUGGUUCUAUACAAGGUAUUGAUCUAACAAAGUAUGACAAUGUUUCUAAGAAAAUAAAUAAAUUAUUAGACGAUUGUGGUAUUGUUAUGCCAGGUAUGAUUUUCAAAAAAAUUGAUAUAAAUAGUGGCAAAGAGGGGAAACCAAAUAAUGUUGAUUUGCUAGUUGUUGGAAUAAAUGAAGAUGAACUACCUGAUGUCUCUAAAUUGGAAAUUAAUGAUUAUGAUAAUGAAGAUGAGUAUGAUGAGGCGGAAGAUGAGUAUGAUGAGGCGGAAGAUGAAAAUAUAAAUGAAGAGCAAUUGGGAAAUGACACAUUUUAUCUUUCCCCACCAGGAAUUUACCGUUCUAAUAAUACUAAAUUAAUUUUGACCAAAGAAACUAACUGUAAUCCAAAAUAUAAUUUACCAGAAUCUCUUUCUUAUAAUUUAGUUGGUGGUUUAAAUAAAGAAAUCGAAAUCUUGAAGAAUGCCAUUGAGUUGCCAUUACAUAAGCCUAAAUUAUUUUCUAGAUUUGGUGUAAGUCCACCUCGUGGUAUAUUAUUGCAUGGUCCACCAGGGACUGGGAAGACAAUGCUUUUAAGAUGUGUUGCUAAUAAUUCUAAUGCUCAUGUAUUAACCAUUAAUGGCCCAUCUAUUGUUUCUAAAUAUUUGGGAGAAACAGAAAGCUCAUUAAGAGAUUUUUUUAAUGAAGCUAAAAAAUAUCAGCCAUCUAUAAUUUUUAUUGAUGAAAUAGAUUCAAUUGCACCAAAUAGAUCUAGCGAUGAUUCUGGUGAAGUGGAAAGUCGUGUUGUAGCCACUUUGUUGACAUUAAUGGAUGGUAUGGGUAACUCUGGUAGAGUGGUGGUUGUUGGUGCCACCAAUAGACCUAAUUCCAUUGAUUCUGCAUUGAGAAGACCUGGAAGAUUUGAUCAAGAGAUCGAAAUCGGUAUACCUGAUGUUGAUGGUAGAAAAGAUAUUCUUUUAAAACAGUUCCAUAAAAUGUCCUCAGAACGUCAUAGUUUAAGUGAUGAAGAUAUUCAAAGUAUUGCUUCUAAGACACAUGGUUAUGUGGGUGCUGAUUUAUCAGCAUUGUGUAGAGAAUCCGUAAUGAAAGCCAUUCAGCGUGGUAUGAUUGAUCCCAAAGGCUCUAAUGAUUUAAAAGUGGAAUUACAUGAUAUUGAAAAUGCUAUGGUUGAUGUUAGGCCAAGUGCUAUGAGAGAAAUUUUUCUUGAGAUGCCUAAAGUGUAUUGGUCAGAUAUUGGUGGUCAAGAAGAAUUAAAACAGAAAAUGAAAGAGAUGAUUCAAUUACCAUUAGAAGCCUCUGAAACAUUUAACAAAUUAGGGGUUACUGCUCCUAAAGGUGUUCUAUUAUACGGGCCACCUGGUUGUUCCAAGACCUUAACCGCCAAAGCUCUUGCCACUGAAUCUGGGAUUAAUUUCUUCGCAGUGAAGGGUCCUGAAAUCUUUAACAAAUACGUUGGUGAAUCUGAAAGGGCUAUUAGAGAAAUCUUUAGAAAAGCUCGUGCAGCUUCCCCAAGUAUAAUAUUUUUUGAUGAGAUUGAUGCUAUAUCUUCAAGCCGUGAAGGAGGUAGCGGUAGUGAUGUUAGCAAUCAUGUGUUGACUUCAUUAUUAAACGAAAUCGAUGGUGUGGAAGAAUUAAACGGAGUCGUCAUCGUAGCCGCUACAAAUAGACCAGAUGAGAUAGAUCCAGCAUUGUUAAGACCAGGAAGAUUGGAUAGACAUCUCUAUGUGGGCCCACCUGAUUUUAACGCACGGUUACAAAUCAUUAAGAAAUGCACAAUCAAGUUUGGUAGUGAGAUUCAAAAUGAUGAGCCAUUUUUAAGAGAAUUGAGUGCAAAGACUGGCGGUUGUUCAGGUGCAGAAGUAGUAUUAUUAUGUCAAGAAGCUGGUCUUUCUGCUAUCAUGGCAGAUUAUCAAGUGGAUAAAGUUGGCAAACAUCAUUUCCAAAAUGCAUUAGAAGGUUUAUCCCGUGGUAUUACUGAAGACAUGUUGGGUUACUAUCAACAGUUUGCCUCAAGAAGUGGGGUCAGCGUAUAA
Henningerozyma blattae CBS 6284 is the source of this 2427-nucleotide messenger RNA. It is a transcript of the gene AFG2, whose product is annotated as AAA family ATPase AFG2. Gene Ontology annotation, molecular function: ATP hydrolysis activity; ATP binding. Lineage: Eukaryota; Fungi; Ascomycota; Saccharomycetes; Saccharomycetales; Saccharomycetaceae. Gene Ontology annotation, cellular component: cytoplasm. The record is from RefSeq and is a predicted model, not a curated record. The transcript has a single exon. The coding region runs from base 1 to 2427 and encodes 808 amino acids.